Molecule: messenger RNA, 922 nt
Organism: Phalaenopsis equestris
Lineage: Eukaryota; Viridiplantae; Streptophyta; Magnoliopsida; Asparagales; Orchidaceae
Product: AT-hook motif nuclear-localized protein 7-like
Exons: 4
Coding region: 67-603 (178 amino acids)
Molecular function (GO): minor groove of adenine-thymine-rich DNA binding
Source: RefSeq, a predicted model, not a curated record
UCGGGCACCUCUUUCACUCCACAUGUAAUCGCUGUUAAAGCUGGAGAGGAUGUAGCUUCAAAAAUUAUGGAGUUCUCACAACAAGGGCCUCGAACCAUUUGCAUACUUUCAGCAAAUGGUGCCAUAUGUAAUGUAACACUUCAGCAGCCAAGUACAUCUGAUGGAACCGUAACUCACGAGGGUCGGUUCGAGAUAAUCUCUCUGUCAGGCUCUUUCGUGCUCACGGAACAUGACGGUACCUGUAGUAGAACUGGCUGCAUGAGCGUGAAACUGGCGGGAACUGAUGGUCAUGUUGUUGGCGGCAUAGUAGCUGGAAUAUUGAUGGCAGCAACUCCUGUUCAGGUAGUGGUGGGUAGUUUUCUUGCCAAAAAGAAGCCAAAGCCAAGGCCAAAGUCGGCACCCGUUACUCAUGAGCCCUCGUUAGCUAUGCCCCAGAUGUCUGGAUUUAAUCAUACAUUUGCGUUGUGCCCACCAUCUCAGGCAUCCUCCAGUGAUUCUGAUGAUGAUCGGGGGACUCCUAUAAAUCAUAACAGUGGGUAUUGCAGCAACUCCAACUAUCAGUUUCAGGGCCAGCCUUCCUAUUCUGUGGGAUGGAUUGGUUAACAAGGCACGCCUGAGUUCUUAGUUUUCAGAUUAUAUAAGGUUGGCAAUGAGAGCAUAUUGGUAGGUUUUAUAAAUCUGUGAAUGAUCAGGCUAAUGUGAUCAGGGAUAUUUCUGCUGAAUGAUGCUCUGCUGCACGACGCAGUCAGGUUGUUCAAUUCAAACCUUUUGUAGUUGCAAGUUAAAUAUGCUUUAAUUUUGCUCAAUCUUGGUUUGAUUUGAUUUGGCAAGUUUAUGUUUUGUUUGGUGGGUUUAUGUUAAACCUGACGGAGUUCAUACUGAACCAUACCGGUUCAUCAUAGUGGACGUGGUGAAUUUGCAA